AAAUAACAUCGGGCUCGGAAUUCUUGUCGCGGAGGUUUUGCUUACUAAGUAAUAGUAAGUCAGUUACCGGGUGUGUGAAAUACUCGCAUUUAAUGCGAAUCUGAACAAUUUAAAGCUGAUUUUGAACAAACUUAACAUGGAGCAACAAGAAGUGGAGAUUGACGAUUCUCUCUACAGCCGGCAACGCUAUGUGCUGGGAGAUUCUGCAAUGAAGCAAAUGGCCAACUCCUCGAUUCUGAUAUAUGGUAUGGGAGGCUUGGGAAUCGAAAUAGCUAAGAACAUAGUAUUGGCAGGAGUUAAGAGUGUAACCAUCCAGGAUGGCCAACCAGCCGUCAUACAAGACCUGGGAACUCAGUUCUUCCUGAGAGAGGAGGAUGUAGGAAAAAACAGAGCUGAGGCCAGCAGUACGAGAUUAUCUGAGCUCAAUCCGUAUGUGUCACUCACUGCCAUGACGACAUCCCUAGAUAGCAGCGCGGACCUCGGAUAUCUGACAAAUUUUCAGUGUGUAAUUUUGACGGAAGUUUCUAUGGAUGUUCAAAUACGAGUGAACAACUUCUGCAGAGAGCAGACCCCUCAAAUCAAGUUUAUAUCAGCUGAUGUGUUUGGAGUGUGCUGCGGCACGUUUUGUGAUUUUGGAGACCGGUUUGAAAUCAUGGAUGCCGAUGGGGAGGAGCCAAAAGAGAUUCUAAUAGAGAAAAUAAGCAAGGGUAAUCCAGGAGUGGUCAUGUGCUUUAAAAAUAAAAUUCAUGGCUUUGAGUCUGGCGAUCAUGUGACUUUUAAGGAAAUCAACGGAAUGACAGCCUUGAAUGGUCACACCUGUCAAAUCAAAGUAACAUCACCCUAUUCCUUUGAAAUCUGUGAUACAUCAGGCCACGAGUUUGCACCUUAUGAACAUGGUGGCAUUGCCAAGCAGGUUAAAGUGUCCAAGAUGGCGUCAUUUAAAUCUUUAGAAGAGGAGAUUAGGAACCCGUCUCUUUUGGUUCCAGAUCUGUGUAAAUAUGAGGCUCCUGCUAAUUUGCAUUUAGGUUUCCUUGCUCUUCAUAAAUUUUACGAAAAAUAUCACAGAUACCCAAAUGUUUGGUGUGUGGAGGAUGCCAAUGAUUUUAUCUCAAUCGCUAAAACACUGAACACACAACUAACAAAUCAGGUAACAGCUGUAGAUGAUGGUAUUUUACGAGUUUUAUCGUACACCAGCACGGGUUGCUUGGCACCAUUGUGUGCUGUUCUAGGUGGCUUUGUUGCACAGGAAGGAAUCAAAGCCAUAACUGGGAAAUUUACACCUCUACACCAAUGGUUGUACCUGGAUUGUAGAGAAGUCAUUAACAAGGAGGAGGCUGCUACUCCAGAUAUAUUUACAAAGAGAGGUGACAGAUAUGAUGCCCUGAGGAUUUGCCUGGGACAGAGGAAAUGUGAGAGGCUGGCUCAGCUCCGACUCUUUAUGGUAGGAUGUGGGGCGAUUGGCUGUGAAAUGUUAAAGAAUUACGCUCUGUUGGGGGUAGGCCAGGGACCGAAAGGAUGUAUAACAAUAACUGACAAUGAUUUGAUUGAAAAGUCAAACCUGAAUCGACAGUUUCUUUUUCGGCCUGCCGACAUUCAGAAACCAAAGAGCACAACAGCAGCUGAGGCUGUUCUUCAGAUCAAUGCAGAGCUGAAUAUAAAGGCACAACAACAUAAAGUUUGCCCUCAGACAGAGGACAAAGUAUACAAUGAUGCCUUCUUUGAAAGUCAGAACUUGGUGGUGAAUGCUUUGGACAAUGUGGAAGCCAGGCGCUAUGUAGACAGUCGCUGUGUGACUAAUCAGAGAGCCCUGUUGGAGUCUGGGACCCAGGGAACCAAAGGUCAUGUACAGGUCAUCGUCCCACACAUGACCGAGUCCUACAGUAGUCAGAAUGACCCGAGCGAUGAGAGUGUACCGUACUGUACCCUUAAGUCCUUCCCUGCCAACAUUGAACACUGCAUACAGUGGGGCAGAGAUAAGUUUGAAAGUUCAUUCUGUGUGAAGCCAGACCUGUUCAAUAAGUUUUGGAAACUGAAUAAAGACGCCAUUCCUGUCAUACAAAGACUUAAGGAUGGACAGUCAAUAGAUGGCGCUGUCCAGGUCAGUAAAAUGGUGGCAAACAGGAGUGCCACCUGGUGUCAGUGUGUAGAGCUAGCACGACUCAAGUUCCAGAAAUAUUUCAAUCACAAGGCAAGGAAUCUGCUUCAUAUAUUUCCAAUGGACACAAAAAUGCCAGAUGGCUCCUUGUUUUGGCAGUCUCCCAAGCGACCACCAGUUCCUCAGGAGUUUGACCUACAGAAUGCAGUACACUUUCUCUUUGUUGUCAGUGCAGCUCGCCUAUAUGCUGGGGUGUUCAAUGUUCGCGUCACCUCAGGGGACACAUCGUUUGAAACAAUCAAGUCCAUAUUACAAAACAUGAAAAUUCCUGAAUACCGACCGACUAGCAAGAGAAUUAUAACUGAUGAAUCUGUCUCAAAACCAGCAGACGAGACGACAGGAAGUGGAGACGAUUUGGUAGAUGCUGCUAAUCGUCUGCAGUCGUCACUGAAUGAAACAGAUGUUGCACAAGUUUUAAGCUGCAUGAAUCCUGUCGGGUUUGAGAAGGAUGAUGAUACGAAUGGUCAUAUCGACUUCAUCUCCGCUGCAGCGAACUUACGAGGAGCCAUGUAUACAAUAGAAAGUAUUGAUCGACUGAAAGCCAAGAGAAUUGCUGGUAGAAUUGUUCCUGCCAUAGCAACCACCACAGCUACUGUCAGUGGAUUGGUGACAGUGGAGUUGAUAAAGGUAAUGGACAGUCUACCUUUAGAUGUCUACAAGAACACCUUCCUUAAUUUAGCCUUACCCAUCGUCUUACUGUCAGAGCCCGGACCAGUGGAGAAAACUGUCAUCAAGGAAGGACUGACGGUGACAAUGUGGGAUCGGUGGGAGUUACAUGGAACAGCAGAAUUCACACUUCAACAGUUUUUGCAACAUUUCAAGGAUAAAUAUGGAUUUGAUGUUAACAUGGUCAGUCAUGGAGUGAAGAUGGUGUAUGUUCCAUUCAUGCCAGGCCACAAAAAGCGGCUACCACAGCAGAUGCUGAAGUUAUUAAAGCCUUCCCCUAGACUACGAUACAUGGACCUAAUCAUUAAUCUAGAAGGAAGUGACGAUGAAGAUAUAGCUUGUCCACCUGUCCGGUAUUACUUCGGAGUUCAAUGACAUCUUAUAUUAAAUAGUGAUUAUUAUUUAAUUGAAUGGAAGUGACUUUAUAUUUAUGUAUAGCUGUUAUAGCAUACAUUGUAUGCUUGUCUCUGUCAUCAAUAAAAAUCAAUUUUACAAA
Molecule: messenger RNA, 3317 nt
Organism: Ostrea edulis (European flat oyster)
Lineage: Eukaryota; Metazoa; Mollusca; Bivalvia; Ostreida; Ostreidae
Product: ubiquitin-like modifier-activating enzyme 6
Exons: 36
Coding region: 137-3196 (1019 amino acids)
Biological process (GO): protein sumoylation
Cellular component (GO): cytoplasm; SUMO activating enzyme complex
Molecular function (GO): SUMO activating enzyme activity
Source: RefSeq, a predicted model, not a curated record